AUGACAACGGAACCGGUCGUCUCGACCAAUGGCCACUGUCUGAACAGUUUCCUCUACAGCAACGCUGCGGAGCGAGUCGUUGUCAAUCAUUUGACGUCCUUCGCGAAACACGCGGCGGCGACUGCGACGACGGACAUGGGCUCCGGGCAAUCGGAGGCUGACGGAGGCGAAUCGCUGGCGCCCUUGGACCUGAGACUUCCGUCGAAAAAGCUUUCGAACGGUCCAGCCGCCAAGAAGGCAUGUCUGUUCGACGUCAGGGGUAUCUUGAGCGAGAAGACGGAAGGCGACGCGCCGGCGAAGAGGGCCGUCUCCUGCAGCGAGGCAACGGCGGCCGUGGUGGCCAGAUGCUCGCCAAGUCCGGCUGCGGCGCCUUACCACCACCAGAUGCCCAAAGCGCCGUUUUCGUACCCGGAUCUGGCGCGGAGUCAGCUGUCGAUGUUCGCUAAUCCGUUCUUCGCCUACUCUAAUCUGUUGAGGAACCCUCCGCACGACGUGCUGCGGUCUCUGACGUUUGUGCCGCCUCUGUUUCCAAACAACGCCGCCAUUGGCAUUAACCCACUUUCGACGUUCGGCCACGCCGGUGGCAUCACCCACCUGAAGAUGAAGGAUGGGUACACGUGUAAGUUUUGCGGCAAGCGUUUCCCGCGCUCCGCGAACCUGACCCGCCACCUGCGGACGCACACCGGGGAACAGCCGUACAAGUGUCAGUACUGUGAGAGGUGUUUCAGCAUUUCGUCCAACCUGCAGCGUCACGUGCGCAACAUCCACAACCGCGAAAAGCCGUUCAAAUGCCCUCUUUGCGACCGUUGCUUCGGACAGCAGACUAACCUCGACCGCCACCUGAAGAAACACGAGUCGGAACGGGGCCUGAUGCCUUCUGGGGUCAUUACCUCAGGCAGCACCAGUGUGUCACCUGACCUUUGCGACGAGCACGUCACCGAUGACAAGGACGAGAGCAAGUCGGCGGUCAUCGUCGACCCGACCCCGAUUCUCGUCGCGCCGAAACUACAGUCUGCCAACCACGCGGAGGACGAGGACCAGGAGGACGAAAAGCGCGAUUCGAAGGUGAACGACGACAGCGAUGACGGUGAAGAUUAUUUGCUACCGAAAUCGACUGUCCUCAAAAUGCGGUUCAAUAUGGUAACAUAG
Molecule: messenger RNA, 1149 nt
Organism: Soboliphyme baturini
Lineage: Eukaryota; Metazoa; Nematoda; Enoplea; Dioctophymatida; Soboliphymatidae
Source: the annotation of a GenBank genome assembly